Desarmillaria tabescens is the source of this 1701-nucleotide messenger RNA. RefSeq lists its product as uncharacterized. The coding region runs from base 1 to 1701 and encodes 566 amino acids. The transcript has 10 exons. Lineage: Eukaryota; Fungi; Basidiomycota; Agaricomycetes; Agaricales; Physalacriaceae. The record is from RefSeq and is a predicted model, not a curated record.
AUGACGACUCUGGAAAUUCCUGACACGGUCCCCCCUUAUCAUGAACGCGCAUCAUCAUCGACAUCUGUGGCAGAAACUGCCGUUGAUUCAGAAGAAAAUGCAGAACCGUCUGUCCCCAAAGACAUUCCAAGAACCAUUCCUCCACAGCACGAUUCUCGUACGCUGGUGCUCUGCUUUGACGGUACCGGGGACCAGUUCGAUGCCGAUAAUUCGAAUAUCGUACAACUAUGUUGGUUACUGAAGAAAGAUGACCGCUCGCAGCAGAUGGUUUAUUACCAGGCAGGAGUUGGUACCUACACACCGCCUCGAAUUCCUGGCCUUAUCACAUCGAAAGUGUACAAGGUGCGAACUGCCGUCGAUUUGAUGAUAGCGUGUAGUCUUGAUGCUCAUGUCAUGGACGGUUAUCAAUUCUUGAUGCAAAAUUAUCAUGCUGGUGACCGCGUAUGUAUCUUUGGCUUCUCACGCGGCGCGUACACCGCUAGAAGUCUCGCCGGGAUGAUUCACAAAGUAGGUCUACUCCCACCGGAUAAUUUCCAACAAGUACCCUUUGCAUACCAAAUGUACACCCGAACGGAUGAGAUUGGUUGGUGCCAAUCUACGGCUUUCAAGGAGUCGUUCUGCGUGGAUGUUCCCAUUGAAUUUGUAGGAGUAUGGGACACCGUUGAUUCGGUCGGCCUCGUUCCUAAACGAUUGCCCUUUACGGCCUCCAAUACGAUCAUUAGGACCUUUCGACAUGCAGUCUCACUGGAUGAGCAUAGAGCAAAGUUCAAAGCGAACCUAUGGAAUCUGCCGACGACCAAAGAGAUGCAGCUGGGCACUCCGAGCUCAUCGCGGUACAGUUCGCGUAAGAAUACGGUGGAUAGACCGCAGCACGUACAUGGAAUGAAGUCUGGAAUUGAAUGGCGUCCGGACGAUGAGAGGUUCUUGAGGAAGAUGGAGGAGCUCCAUGCUUCUGAUUUCGCGCAGCCUACUGAUGUCGAGGAAGUCUGGUUUGCUGGAUGUCAUUGUGACGUAGGGGGAGGCUCCGUGAAGAACUCGACGCGCUAUUCCUUGGCACGAAUUCCGUUGCGAUGGAUGAUUCGAGAGUGCUUCAAAGCGCAAACAGGAAUCAUGUUCGAUUCUGAUCGCCUUAGAGAAAUAGGCCUCGAUCCUGCAACCUUGUAUCCUUCCGUUAAGCCACGACCACGGGCGCUAUCAGUGAAGUCCGCUAUAAUACAGAGGGAACCAAAGAAAAAACCACUGUUCGAGAGGAUCCUAUCCACGUUCCGGCGCCUCCCUCCAGCACUGCCUGAUACUCCUGACGAGGGUCAAACUUUGACUCCCGAGACUCUGAGUGUUUCAAUGGAUGAUGAACAGUGCCCGCCAAUCGGGACAGAGGAGGAGGAGGAACUCGGGGACGUAUUGUCUCCUAUAUACGAUCAGCUCAAACGUUCGAAGUUGUGGUGGAUUCUCGAGCUAAUGCCCAUGGAAUUCAGACGGCAGACGGGGAACGGCGAGUGGGUGUCCUGGUUUGGCAUAAACCUUGGCCGGCCUCGAGAGAUCCCUAAUUCAACCAGUGGAAUCAAGGUCCACCGCAGCGUUCGAAUGCGGAUGGAAGCCUGCCGUGGGCAUGAUCGUGGAAAAUAUCAGCCUAAAGCUCAAUUCACCAAUCCAAUAUGGAUAGAUGACGAUAUUUUUUCCGAAACUGGCCAGCGGGAAUGA